GUUUAUUUGACGUAUGGCGCCAGAAAGUUGAUGAACAUUGGAAAACACACAGUGUUUAUUCGGUGACCGAUACUUUUAUGCGAUAUUGUCAUAUAUUAUAUAUUAUAUUAGAGUAAAGUGGUGUUGCUGUAUAUUCAUGUUUCAUAGCAAACCAAAUGACUACUCUCAAGCAAUCUGAACCAAUAAUUUCCAAACAUGACUAUUCACCACUAAUUUUGGAAAGGCGAAGAAGUCUUUUCCCCACAAAUAAUUGUGAUAUAGAUUUUGAAUUGGGACAUAUUCAGCCACUUAGUUCUGAUAGUGUGUCGAAUAGUGAAGAUGAGGAAAGGCCACAUAUUUCUGAUUAUGAUAUCCUAGGUGUUAUGAAUAAAGAGGGAUUAAAAACUCCUACCACCAAAGAGGUUUCGCAAGAAAUGUCUCCAUUACAUUUAAGCCAAUUUACCCAAGCCGAAGGUGGCACACCAAAAAAAUUCUCCCCAUCACAAAAUCUUAAAACACCACAUGAUUCAUCUUCAAGAACAAAUUGGCCGAAAUUACAAAGAAGUCUAUUGGAACAAUGCAAAAGCUCAAAAAGAAAUAUUUCACAACUAGAUUCUCCUGUAGGGGAAUAUUUCUAUAGACAAGAGCCUAGAUGUGAAAAAGUUAGGACGGCUCUAUUUUGCUCAGAACCUGAUAUGUCUUUAUCCACAAAAACCUUCUACCCAAAAUUUGAGGAGAAUGUUGUUGAUAAGUUGGACACAAACCGAAAGCAGCGCACAUUAAAAACAGUGGAAGUAGUUACCACAAAAAGUUCGAACCAAUAUAAGAAAAGAAUUGGAGAAAUCAAUAAUGGGGUUCGACAUAAAAUACGUAAACCCAAACAAAAAAAAUUAAAUAUGGCAAAUUAUACAAGAGCUACCAAGAAGUUAUUGAUAUCUGGAGCAGCAGACGUCAAAGGAUACAAAACAAUACAGCCAACCUCAAAUUCCUCUAAUAAAAAAUUAGCAGUUAGCAGGGUAGACGAUUGUGAAAAUUUAAGUGUUUAUCUAAAAGAGUUGAAGAAUAUUGAAAAUAAAACAUCACUUAUUGAACAUGCAAAACCAGCACAAGAAGUUGAUGGAAAUAAGGAAAACAUUUCUGUAGAAAUCAAAAAGAGACCCUUAAGUCCUGUUGAGCAAUUAGAAAAUACUAACAGAAAGUUCUUUAAAAGUGCAAAAAAAAAACGAAUUUCUGUGGGGAAUAAGGAACCUAAUGUAGAUUUAAUUAAGACAACAAGUCAAUCUGUAAACAAAACAAACCACACAACUGAAAUAGUCAAUGAUUUUGAUCUUGGUAAUGAGUCGGAAGUUGUUCCAAAACUAGAUAUCAAUAACAUUUUAUCUAUUUUAUCACAACAAGGUCCCAAAGAAAUGGAGAAAUUAGAUAAUGUAGAUGGAAUUUUUACAGAAAAUGCAGAUAAUUUCAAUAAUGUGCAGGCAUGCAAUAUCUCUGAUAAAAAUGUACCCGAGUCUAUUGAAUAUAGCCACCCAAAUUUGGGUAGAACUGGAUUAGAACAGUUAACAAAAGAUAAGAAUGAAGCCAGCCAGCUAUCUAAGGAGUUUCCAAGCCAAAAACAACCGAACACAGUGACCUUCACCGCACACAGUUCGAUUUUAGCUUCUGAAAAUUCAAUACAUCUCCACAAUCACCUAGCAGAUUCAUUAUUGUCUCCCAUUUCACAAAUGUGUGAUGUAACAUCUGGUUUGGCUCUAGAUAGUCCUAAGAGAGGAAGAAAUUUAACGACUAUUUUAAACGGAAUGUCCAACGCAAGAACUGAUUUAUUUGAGUCAAGCAGUAUGGAGCAGAAAGUGGAACAAAAGAAGUUGUAUCCAAUAUUUUAUGAAAAACCUAACCAUAACUCGUCGAUCAGUAUGAACAACAAAAAAAUAAAAAUCAAUGAAAAGCCUGCAAGAAAAUUUAAAGAGUUGCCAGAAAGCCAAAUGCUUUUAGAUGCAGGUCAAAAGAGAUUCGGUUAUACUUUGUGUAGCGAAUGUAAUCUGGUAUACCAUAUGGGUGAUCCAGGAGAAGAAAUUGAGCACCUGAACUACCACAACUCAAGUCAAAUUCUUAGAUUCGCUGGCUGGAAAAAUGAGCAUGUAAUCGCAGAUUAUCAUAAAAAUGGAAGAAUUAUAAGAAUUGUUUCUUCAGAUUCCAAAGUGUGGUUAAAAAAGGUCAAGGAUCUUAUGCAAGUAGUGAUCAGAGAUUUAGGUUGUCCAGAUGUGAAUUUUGAUACCACUCAAUCACAGGUAUACCUUUAUAUAAAAAAUAGAACUAUUGCGGGAUGCCUAGUGGCCACAGUUCCAAAAACUGGAGGUCACAGGAUGCUCAGCAAUUCAGACUCUGUGGCGUUAUGUUCUGAAGAAACAUAUCCAAUUAAAUGUGGUGUUUCACAUAUUUGGGUAGCCCCAAAUAUAAGAAAACAAGGAAUUGCUCGUGCGCUAAUGGAUGCAGUAAAAAGAAGUUUUAUCAAAAACCUGGUACUUACAAAUAAUGAUAUUGCAUUGACCGCUCCUACGGAGGCUGGUGCUGCAUUCGCAACAAAGUAUUUUAAUACUUCAAAUUAUUUAAUUUAUUACUCCUAAUAAUUACAGUCGCCAGUAUUUUGCUUGCCUUUCUUUUAAGUUUUUCAUUUUGCAGUAAUAGAAGAUAUCUGUAAUAUUUAACUGGAACUUUGUACCUUCGUUAUGGGGACUAUUAAAACGGAAUAACAUCGAUGACACAGGGCUUUAAAAUUUAUGUCUACUUUUGUAUUAGUUCAAGCAUAGGAUGUAGGUUGUGCGUCAGUUGACUGACAAGCGAUUUACUAAACGCGAAAUUUUUAAUAUUUAGUGAAUAUUUUUGGGUCUCCCGUUAUUUGCCAGAAUGUUGUUGAAUGUUAGAAAUUUGUUUUAAUAAGAGAUACAUGAGAUCACUGACUUAGACAGGGUUCUAAAAGUUACGUUGUCAAUUUGUUGGGAAUAUUCAUUUAUUUUGUUUGUUAAAUUAGGUAUAAUAUAUAUUUCAUGUUCUAUUAAACAAAUCUUUCAUGAAACACCUUCUACACAUCCACAGUAUUUUGAAAUUUUAUACUUUUUUAUCUUAUGUUAACAUUUAAUAAAACAAUUUUAAAUUGUCAUUGUACGUGUACAGUUGUAUUUUAAUAUUACUUUGAAAAUUCAUUUUAUGUGCCACUUGACAACAAAUGUGUUAAAUAAAC
This is a messenger RNA of Cylas formicarius (sweet potato weevil), 3214 nucleotides long. It is a transcript of the gene eco, whose product is annotated as N-acetyltransferase ESCO2. Gene Ontology annotation, cellular component: chromatin; nucleus. Gene Ontology annotation, biological process: mitotic sister chromatid cohesion. The record is from RefSeq and is a predicted model, not a curated record. NCBI's taxonomy places the organism in Eukaryota, Metazoa, Arthropoda, Insecta, Coleoptera, Brentidae. The transcript is spliced from 5 exons. Bases 156 to 2600 code for a protein of 814 amino acids. Gene Ontology annotation, molecular function: protein-lysine-acetyltransferase activity.